AGCAUGCGCAUUACGCCACUGCAAAGUGUCUCUGCUUGUUGUGGACCGGCGCCAUCUAGUUGGUUAGCAUUCUAUGAAAGCCAUAACUUAUUAACCUGUCAUUAAUAUGUGUUGGGGACAGUGGCGGACUGACCAUUUGGAAACUCGGGCACUGCUCGAGGGCCCGGGGUCAGUAGGGGGCCCCAUGAGAUGCCCCUGGUACCUUUUUCAUAGGCUUUUUUGAGUUUGGGCAAGGACACAGGGGCCCCAUGAUCCCCUAUUGCCCGGGGGCCCCAUGA
This is a messenger RNA of Staurois parvus, 278 nucleotides long. The record is from the annotation of a GenBank genome assembly. NCBI's taxonomy places the organism in Eukaryota, Metazoa, Chordata, Amphibia, Anura, Ranidae.